Gongylonema pulchrum is the source of this 513-nucleotide messenger RNA. The record is from the annotation of a GenBank genome assembly. NCBI's taxonomy places the organism in Eukaryota, Metazoa, Nematoda, Chromadorea, Rhabditida, Gongylonematidae.
AUGAUUCUGGGCCGAUUUUCUCAUUUACCUACAACGGUCGAAGACGACGAGGGCUCAGAAGUUGUUUUUGAACUUGUUGAUACCUAUGAUGCCGACUCGGACAUUUACUACCGAAAACUCCGAAAAUGCAGAGCUCGUGCCAAAAAGUAUUCGCGAAGCCCGAGAUAUCGGUUGAGUCUAGAGACUCUUGCUCUUCUGCGACGGCGACGAGCUAUGAUUGCCUUCCACGACACUGGUGUCAAAUAUAAGCUCCUGUGCAAGGAAAUCAGAAAGAAGAUGAAGGAGGAUUACGAUAAAUUUCGGACGAAGAGAUUAGCACAAAAGAGAAGCAUUGAUAAAGCAUGGGAUGAGGUUGCCGAGCUGCGUCAAGAGCUGAUGGCACGUGAUUUGGAAGCAAAAGGCGUGAAAUCGGUUUUGUGCAGUCGGCUCCAGGAAGCACUUGAUAAGGAAAAAGCACAGGAGGAGGGCAAAGAAAUGGAGGUACGUGUGUAUUUCCAGACCGCGGCAUUAUAG